Rubroshorea leprosula is the source of this 1955-nucleotide messenger RNA. The record is from the annotation of a GenBank genome assembly. Lineage: Eukaryota; Viridiplantae; Streptophyta; Magnoliopsida; Malvales; Dipterocarpaceae.
AGCGCAGAGAAGACUCGUACCCUGACAUCCCGAAAUUACCCUUCGUUUACCUAAACUCCAUCUUUGACACGCAAAUUCAACGGAUCCUAUCCUCUUCCUCCUGAAUCCCUAACGAUCCAACUGAUUCAUCCUCUGUCUCUCUCCCUGAUUCAUGGCCUCCGAGAACGACAACACGGUUUUCCCCGACGAUGACCUUGACGACGACGAGGAGCCGUCCUCUUCCGACAACGACCUCGACGAAAACGAUGAGGAAGACGAGGAGUUAGGGGAAGAAGACAUCAAUUCCCCCUCCACAUCGUCGCAGAUUCCGACGAUGACCACCGCCGUGACUGCUACGCCGGUAUCCACUAUCCCUGCUGUUGCUCUCGCCGUCCCUGUCGCAUCGGCCGUGACAGUCGCCGCGGUUCCCCUGGACGAAUCUGGACCCGAUCCGAAACGACAGCGGAUCGGGGACGCUGUGGUGGAGAAGAAGCCGCAGCAAUUCGAUGAUUCGAGACGCUUGUUUCAACGCUUGUGGACGGAUGAGGACGAGAUCGAAUUCUUGAUUUUAACAAGAAUCAGUUGGUGGAGAAGCUGCGGAGGUUGAAGAAGAAGUACAGGAAUGUAAUGACCAAAAUCAGCUCAGGAAAAGAUGUUUCUUUCAAGAGUCCGCACGAUCAGGCUACUUUCGAGAUAUCCCGGAAGAUCUGGGGCAACGAUCUUGGAAAACCAGGUGUUGGUGGGGUAGAGGACAAUGUUUUGGAUGAUGAUGAAGCCAAUGUGAAUAACGCAGCUCCUAGCGAAGAUUUCGGAGACAAGAAGACCCCCAGGUCGAGGAAAAAAUCGCGGUCUAGGCCUGGUGUCAAAAUUGAAGAGAAACCCGUUAUGAAUGAUGGGUUCUUUGUUCAUAAUAGUAGUAACAACGGUAACGUUGACAGUGUUGCUGCCGGCGGUAAUAUUGCAGGUUUGAUAGAGGGGGCAGUGAGGAGCUGUUUGUCGCCCUUGUUUAAGGAGUUGUUGAGUAGCGCAAUGGGAGGUGGCUACGGAAUGAGAGGGUAUGGUGGAUUGCCCUUGAAUGCAAUGCCGUUGCAUUUUGGUGGAGGGUUGAAUUUGGGUGGCGGAGGCAGUGGCGGGGAAUUGGUGGAUGAGCGGUGGAGGAAGCAGCAGAUACUAGAGUUGGAGGUAUAUUCCAAGCGGAUAGAGUUGGUGCAGGACCAGAUUAAGGCAGCCUUGGAUGAGUUGCGGUCAUUGGGAGGAUGAUUCUAGUGUAAGUGGUUCGGGGAUUUUCUGUUCCAUUUCAUAAAGAUUUCAUGGCUAUUUAUGAAUAGUUGAUACUGUAGGAGUAACUGCUUUGAGUUUUUAACUUUGGAUCUUUGUUUGUCUUUGGUAGAAUGGUUGUUAAAUAAGAGUUCUAAUUAUUUAGCCUUCAACAGUUUGCUGAAGUUACUCAUAUUUGUAUAUAAAGUUUCAUACAUUGGUUGAAAUAACUUGCUUAGAACAAGGCACAGGUUGUAGAUUGUGCGGAACUGGAUUUAACAGUUUCAUAUUGUGACUUAUGAAAUUUUUAUGGAAGUGCUGUAUUUGGGAGGUUUAAGGUGAUUAAAAGCAUGGGUGCUAUAUCCAAAGGAUGGUUAAUGCUUCCUAGUAGAGUUGGUAAUAGUAAGUCACAUGUAUCCAACAUAUUGUGGUUGGAAGGCAAAGAAUGAAGUACGAAGACAUGGUCCAAAUUGUUAUUGUCAUGUGGUAUAUAUAUUUAUCAAAAAUGUGUUUUGCAAUCUAGAUUGCAAAACACUAGCCAUUGGAUUGAGAGAGGCUCUCUAAAAUUGGGAGAGGACUUUUCAUUCAAUGAUUGGUGUUUUGCAGACCAAUGCAAUCUAAUUGCAAAACAUUGGGCUCUCUCUAUCUAUAUGCACUUGAUACUUCUAUGGUUCUAUAUGCAGUUUUUUCUUUUAUUCAUGUGGAUAAGGAUAUCUCUG